Salvia hispanica is the source of this 792-nucleotide messenger RNA. The record is from RefSeq and is a predicted model, not a curated record. Lineage: Eukaryota; Viridiplantae; Streptophyta; Magnoliopsida; Lamiales; Lamiaceae.
AUGGUCCAAUCGAUGAUGAGUUAUGCACGACUGUCUAUUUCAUUUUGGGGAUAUGCCUUGCUUUCUGCGAGUCAUAUAUUAGACAAUUUACCGUCAAAAUCUGUUCCUGCUACUCCAUAUGAGUUGUGCAAUGGGCGCAAGCCCAAUCUAGAACAUCUCAAGAUAUGGGGGUGUCCAGCUCAUGUUUUGGAAAAGGAUCCAACUAAGCUGGACUCAAGGACAAAGAAAGUCAUUGUGAGAACUCAUGCGACAUUCUUAGAUGAAGACUUUGUUAUGAAUCAUAAACCCAGCAGUGAGGUGGCUCUAGAAGAGCUCACUUUAGUCACAAGCUCCAUUAACCAAGAACAAGUGCCAAUUGUACAACCAAUUCCCGAACCUUCAACUUCUACUCCUAAUGUUAUAGUGCCGCGCCGCAGUGGAGGGGUCUCUCAUGAGCCCGACAGCAAGUGGAUAUACAAACGUAAAUGUGGACCCGGUGGACGAGUUAAAGUCUUUAAGACAAGACUAGUGGCUAAGGGUUACACCCAAAAGGAAGGUAUCGAUUACGACGAGACCUUCUCCCCGUUGGCCAUGCUCAAAUUGAUCCAGAUUCUUUUGUCUAUAGCAGCUUAUAUGGAUUGGGAUGUGUGGCAGAUGGACGUUAAGAUUGUGUUCUUGAACGGUAGUCUUGAGGAGACCAUCUACAUGGAACAACCCGAGGGUUAUGUCGUCAAGGGCAAAGAGCACAUGGUAUGGAAGCUUAAGAAAACCAUUUAUGGCCUCAAGCAAGCAUCUAGAUCAUGGAAUCAGUGA